Symbiodinium sp. CCMP2592 is the source of this 3783-nucleotide messenger RNA. NCBI's taxonomy places the organism in Eukaryota, Dinophyceae, Suessiales, Symbiodiniaceae. The record is from the annotation of a GenBank genome assembly.
AUGGGUCGAUUUCGUUCGGGCUACCGUCAGCCCUCAUCACUUCUGUAUGUGGGAAGCACUGCUGUCGGUGCAGCCAAGCGGCAUUUGAACCGCAUGGCAGUCUACAGAAGACUUCAAAGAACCGAAUUUGUGGAUGCAGAAUUGUCCCUGAGAUAUUGGGCAUCCCAACACAACCUUUUCCAGUUUGUGCUUGUUCCGCUGGAAUUUUGUGACAGUUACCAGCGAGCUUGGACUGUUGAGCACGAACUCAUUGCUCAAUGGCAGGCACCUUUGAAUUAUCCCAGAGCAAUGUCUCUCAUUAAGAAGACCGCUCUUGGUUUCCGGAUUUCGUCCAAACGCAGAGGGUCAUUGUAUUGUACCUUUGGACUCCGACUCUGGCGCAAACUGCGAAAGCGCAUGUUUGGUCGCAGUUCGAAAUUCUUCAUUCAUGAUUCUCGGGAGUUAGCCUGGGGGCUGCUGUUCAAGUUGGCAUCGAGAACCCGAGCAUCCUUUGAAACAGCGAAGCUGCUCCGAUCCAAUAAGACGGCUGACGAGGAAGUGUAUGCCCUCCUCAAGCUCAGUCGCAAUAUCGAAAACCCUCAUCGCAACAGGGUGCAAGGAAUACUCAAAGGUGUAGUCAAGUUUCGCAAGAAGAUGCACUGGCCACGGACUUCCCGACCUUUGGGAGUCCUGCCAACUGCGUCUCCUUCGUUUUCCAAGGAGUGCGAGAAGUGGUUAAAAGACCUCAUCCUCCGGUACAAGUAUCUUUUUCCAUCUUUUCAUGUUCCAAAGAACAGCCUACGUGAAGUUCCGCACCAGGGUAUCAAGAAAUUUCUCCACAACUUCCGAUCUUGGGAAGAAACGAUGUGGGAGCACGACUUUGAUUUGGAGUCGGUGCACUGUCCGUGUGAGCAGUUUGCAGGAAAACUUCCUGCUCAUUGCUUCGUGUCUGGCCACGUAGCCACAGGUUUGGAGAACCUGACCAAGCUACUACCAGGCUGUUCGAGCAUCUUAUCGGCCAGUGCCGCGAGCACCUUUUUCCCAGGCCGCAAUCACUGGAUGGCCAAGUCCAGAGCUCUGUUUGAUCAGUGGCUCAAAAGACACAAGCUACCAGCCACGUUGCAUCCAAUUUUUCAAUCCUUUUGUGAUCACCAGUGGCAGCAACACGUUGCAGCCUUGGAACAAUCAAACAGACUACACUGGGCUUUGGUACAGAAGGUGAAGUCUGCCUUGCACUCGGAUUUUGUUCUGUACAACGAAGAUCAUCAUCCGAAUCAUGUCGUGUGCUAUUGUCCUCGCUUCUUCCUUCGAGGAGUUAGCACCACAUGGAACGAUCCGUCUGUGUUUCGUACUCUUGAUGGUACCCCUGAAGAAUGGAGACAGCGCAUUUUAAAGCGCGUUCCUCGAGAUCUGUCCAGAAGAUACGCCUGGGCCUUCAAAGAAACAGCUCCGCUGCCCCAGGGCACUGUGUUCCUGAAACGGAAAAAACAGUUUGCCAAGGGACGGACCAUCAUUUCGUAUUCCAAUUCGUUGUGCAGCAAGCUGUUGGAGCUGACUUCCAUUGCGUUAACCUUAAUGGUCAAGACGCUGUUUGCUGACAGCCCAGGCAUGCAGAGCAUGCCACAGCUCUGGAAGUCUCUUCAUGCUUAUUGGGCGAAGCCCAGUCAAGAGGAAGACGUCGAAUGGAACGACGAUCUCGUGGGAUUCUUCAAUGCAGUUCCCCGAAAAGACAUCAUGCACGCAGUGCAUUUGAUUGUCCAGGAAUACUGCAAAACUUCUGGCUGUUCGAUCCUUUCGAUCGAUAUGUUGUCAAAAACGGGACACCCGGGCAAACCUCGGGGGCGAACAAAAUCAAACUUGAAGAGGUGUUGGGUUUCUGAUGUUCCGCUGAUUGUGGAUCUAUCCUUCGCCACGGGAGUUUUUACAGCUGCUGGAAAGUGCAGGCAGCAAGUGGAGGGGACGUGUAUAGGCAAUCAAAUCUCGCCGAUCCUCUCCGGACUUCCUGUACUCCUGGCCGAGCGGCAGUUUUUACAAUCUUUGCCGACAGCCAUCCAAUCGUCUUUCUUGUUUCUCCGUUACGUCGAUAACAGACUGAUUCUGGGACCUCAGAAAAUUCUACUGUCGUCCCAACUCCGGAGAUUCUGCGAUCCCAACUUUUAUGAUGGGAUUCAGUUGGAAACUGUGUCAGACCAUCAAUGGUUGGGUUUUACCAUUUGUGCCAAGACUCGCUCAGCAACUUUUAAUCUCCCGGAGCAACCGUGGCAGAUCCGCUCGCCCAACAGCGCUGGAUCGUGGCAGCUGGCAGCCUCGGGAUACUUUUCUCGAGCAUCUUUGAUUCGCCAGUAUUCCUGGAAGCUAGCAGAGCUCGGUCGGUUUCGGUACACCCACCACCUCGAGCUCCGCUUCCAAUUCAACUCACACCGGGUGAGCCGGCCAGGUCUACUCACCCCAGCCGUGAGCGUCAUGAUCGCAGUCGCUCGAGACGACGACGGCGUCGACACCAUCGGCAUGAACGUCAACCUGAGGGACCUCCCGCGGCCCCAGUUCGACCAGUUCUGCCUCCCCCUCCCUCCCACUCGACCACCAACAAGGUCGGUCAGUGCAGAGCCUGUUGCGGCAGCUCCCUCACCGGAGUUUCACAAGAACACGGCGCCCAAGACACCUCCCAAGAAUUCGGCUCCAAAGAGCCCAGUUCCUCCUGCUCAAUCCGGUUUGAUUUCUGUUGAUGAGGAACAGCUAUUUCAUGCUGCUCAUCGCAGCAGCUAUGAACAACUGCGAGAGCAAAUCACAGCUCGAGCCAAAGGCCGCAAUGCUGUCGAUUUCUAUGAGGAGGGAAUGAGUUCUCUCUUGGCGUAUAUGUUCUUCGUUUUGCAUUAUCAUGAGAACUUUCUCACAACCGAAGGCUUGCAUACGUGGCCUAUUAUCCCACAUUCUCAUAUGCGACGAUUCACUGAUCGCAUCACUUUUACUCGGCAACGUUCAUUGCCAGUCUCAAAAAUCCUCAAAGAGGAUGUUGAGGAUGUGCUGAAAUUUUUGUUGACCCGAUUUGGCCAGGCAGACCGACCUUUUCUGCCUGUGAUUCCUAUUGGCCAACGGGAGAUUGUCACUCUUGCCCGGUCCAUUUUGGCCAGCAAGAUACCAUAUAAGACAAUUUUUCAGCAUGAUGCCAAGGCGUAUGCCAUGCCCCAAGAAGCAUUGCAUGUUUGGGAGUUUCCAGUGGCACAUAUGCCAGGACCUGAAGAGCAGACCAACUGCUAUUAUCUUUGGGGACACGGGACCACGGCCGAAGGCCUGGUCGGCAUCCUCACGUUGGGCAGGGUCAUUCGCUCUAGCGCCGAAGCUGUACAUGUGGCGCCGCACGAUCAUGUGUGCUCCUUUUAUGGCAAAGCCACACAACACGUGUACUAUGAAGAGAGCAAGUUAGACUUCGUGUCAAAACUGCACCACUCCACGAAGAAUUCCGCAGGAGUGGUCGUGGGAGGAUAUCUUGGAUCUGCGCAUCACAAAUCCAAGUCCUCCAGCACUGUACAUGAAGGACAUUUGUGCAAGUUCCACCCGCUUGUACACUCCCCUUCAGGAGAUAAGCGCUGGGCGGUGCGUGAAGCCGCAGGACGCAUUGACAAAAUUUGGAUUUUGUCAAGCACCCAUUCCGUUACGUUGCCGAUGUCCACCCCCAACAAUCCCCGGCCGAUUACUUUUGAAACGGGGGAAGGACAGGAUUGGGGAGUCAGCUGGCCUGGCUUGGAGUACUCUGUACGAAGCACCGAAGCUUUACCGGUCUCCGAUGUACAGAGAGAGGCUUAA